Molecule: messenger RNA, 876 nt
Organism: Cuscuta europaea
Lineage: Eukaryota; Viridiplantae; Streptophyta; Magnoliopsida; Solanales; Convolvulaceae
Source: the annotation of a GenBank genome assembly
AAUAUAAGGAGCAACUCAAAAAUCAAAACAAAAUUAUGCACAGGUUUUAAGUUAACUGAUACUCCGGCCAUUACUCCGUAUAUGAGAUUAAUUAUGAGAAGUUGAUUUUGGAAAUGAGUAUAUAUAGAUACUUGAAUCGGAUCUGAUCUGAAGCUAAUCGCAGUGCCAAUUCGAUCUCCAUCUACACAAUCCUUGGAUUCGCCGUACAAUAAAAUAUAAUGAGCUAUUAUAAUCAGGGCCAACAACCACCACCUGUUGGGGUUCCUCCUCCUCAAGGUUAUCCCCAGCAAGAUGCUGCUUACAACAAAGAUGCAACACCUGGCUACCCACCCCCACAAGGUUACCCACAACAAGGGUAUCCCCCACAAGGGUACCCUCCCCAAGUGUACCCUCCUCAGGGGUACCCUCCCCAAGGAUACCCACCACAGUAUGUUCCACAGUAUACUGCUCCGCCUCCGCCUCCACCACAGCAACCAGCCAACAACUCUGGUUGUUUGGAAGGAUGUUUGGCUGCACUAUGUUGUUGCUGCCUCUUAGAUGCCUGUUUCUGAGUUCUGAAGAAGACCAAGAGAUAGAUAAGGAGGAGCAGAGCUAAUUUACAGCUGGAGGUAGAGAGGCCUGCAUGCCCUGCUUUAUUAGUUUAUUAGUUGAUGAUUAUGGCAUGAGACUCUUUGGUCAAUAGCUUUAAUUUCUAGCUUCUCUUGUGUUUGUUUAGUGAUUCAUUUAAAUAAUUGGUAGUUGGUACCAUUCAGAAUCUCAUCUCUCACUGUUUGUACAAGUAUUACUUACAUGUGUUUCAUCCAUCCAAUGUUUUUACCGCCUCGUUACGGUAACUCUGUAACGAGGGGCGUAGCCAAUAGUAUGACUUGGGCUGGG